This is a messenger RNA of Corvus hawaiiensis (hawaiian crow), 4272 nucleotides long. RefSeq names its product zinc finger protein 770 (gene ZNF770). Bases 420 to 2615 code for a protein of 731 amino acids. The transcript has 2 exons. The record is from RefSeq and is a predicted model, not a curated record. Lineage: Eukaryota; Metazoa; Chordata; Aves; Passeriformes; Corvidae.
AUUUUCGAGGUACUGGCAGGUGGCCUGGAGAAGACAGUGGAGAUCUGUUAUUCCCUGCAGUGAUUAAUACAGAUAGACUCCUGAACAAAUAUCGGAAGUUGUGCUGUGACAUUAAAACAAAGAUUCUGAAGAUAUGAAUGAAGACAUGGCUUGGCAAAUACUGAGUGGAACUGAGAGGAAUCUUAUGGUCCACUCAGACAAAAACAUAGGAUGGUGCAGGACUGUGAAGAGCAGUAAAGCCAUUGUGAAUUGGCCAACUUCGACUAUUGCUGAUGAGCAGGGACCUGUGGAAUUUAAGAAUCUCUCUCCUAAGAAAAUUUGCUGCUUCUACAGCUUUCCAUCUUAGUGUGCACUCAAUUUCACUUGAAAUACCUAUCUGAAGAAAUUAAGAGUAGGCGAGGUGUAAUUGCCCUUUAAAAAUGUUAAAAGUUCAGCAUUGUGUAACAGCUGUCAAGAUACCCAAGAAAAAGCCGUAUAUUUGUGACAUGUGCUAUAAACAGUUCGAAACUCCGUCAAAAUUAGCUAGGCAUUAUCUCAUACAUACUGGUCAAAAGCCAUUUGAAUGUCAUGUAUGCAAUAAAACAUUUAGGCAGCUAGUCCACCUGGAGAGGCAUCAGUUAACCCAUAAUCUGCCUUUUAAGUGUAUUGUUUGUUACAGAAACUUCAGAAAUGUAAUCACUUUCUUAAAGCAUCAGCAGCUUCAUAAUGAAAAUUAUGAGAGUGAUACAAAGGAAGCAGAAACCUAUGUGAAUUCUGAGGAAGACAGGGCUGCUUGUGGCACAUUUCAUUGUUCUGUGUGCUGGAAACCUUUUACAACUGAAGAGAGAUGGAUGCUGCAUCAGUGUCUCAAGUCAGAUCACCUACAUGGUGCCAGAAGGAGAAAGAAGAAAACUCACACUUGUGGAUCAUGUAACAAGACAUUUCCAUCAAGAUCCAAGCUAGAAAGACACUUCCUUAUUCACACUGGCCAGAAACCUUUUAAGUGUUCUUCAUGUGGCAAAUCUUUCAGACAGUCAACACACUUGAAAAUUCAUCAGCUCACACACACAGAAGAAAGGCCUUUUCAGUGCUGUUUUUGUCAAAAGGGAUUUAAAAUACAGAGCAAACUCAUGAAGCAUAAACAGCUCCAUGCCAGAAAUAAGACUUUCCACAAUAUUGUAUGCAAAGCAAAGGCUCUUAAAUAUCCCAGACCACACAACCUGUUGGAAGGAAAGAGGGAUAGUUUUGAGAAUGCUGACACACACAAGUCACAGGAGAAUGACCCACAUGAUGUGCACUCAAUUUAUAUUGUACCCUUUCAGUGCCCAGCGUGUGAGCAGUGUUUUGAAACAGAGCAUGUUCUAAAGUUGCACAAAUGUUGUUAUUCAAGAGACAGCAGAAGUUCAAAUAAUGGUACAACAGCAUGCAGACACACAGUCAACAGGAAAAAUAAGACCCUGAUGAAACUGAAGCAUACUGGAGGAAAGGCAACAGAUUUUUCUCUGGGUGACAGAAAAAAAAUAAAAUCAGGUCACGUUAGAAGUCCUGACCUGGUUGCACCUAGAGAUCAGCGUUGUGAUCAGCAUGUGUCCACUAAACCGUCCAAGGAUUGCCAGAGCAGGCAUGACAUGCACAAGUCAGUUUGUAAUCAGAUGAAAAGAACGUUUGCUGUGCCAUUAUCUUGGCAAGAGUACCCACAACCUCCUGACUUGGGCAGUAAUUUAAAAGGUGUGCUUCCUGGUGAAAGCAUGUUAAACGUCGAUGAUUCACUGGAUAAUAAAGAUGAUGCUUUUUAUGGUUCAUCAAAUGAUAGUUUCUUUGAUAAACCAGAAGUACUUCACUGUGCUUUUACAGUUUCUGCUAAAAAUAUACAUAACAGACACAAAGUGUGUAAAUGUGACAGAUGUGAAAAAAUUUUUCCAUCUUCAUCCAAACUUCAAAGACAUUAUCUUAUACACACAGGACAAAAGCCCUUCGGCUGUAAUGUUUGUGGGAAGACAUUUAGACAGUCAGCUCACUUAAAAAGACAUCAGCUCACCCAUACUGAGAAGAGACCCUGUAAAAGCCCCGUUUGCCAGGUAGAAUUUGAAAACCUGAACAAACUUUUCAAUCAUCAGGGAGAUAACACUGCAUUUAAGUCUUCUCAGCCUGUGGGUUAUUCAGGUUACUCUCAAACACCUUCACAGGCAUCUGGCUUUCAAGAAUUUGAGCUGAUUCAGUCAAACCAAGCAGCUGAAAUCAAAGUUGAAAUCGAGUCAGGGGACUUUGCUCUUGACACCAGCAGUAGAAACCCACAGCCAUAUUUGUGCAGUAAAUUGUUGGAAACGGAGCAAAGCUGUUACAGCUAUUGGCAUGAUUUUUCUGAAGGUACUGAAAAAAGUGAAGUUGUUAACAAAUUGUAUCAAUGCAGUAUCUGCUUUAAAACUUUCAAAUCUCCUUCUAAGCUUGAAAGACAUCACCUAAUGCAUGCUGGACAGAAGCCAUUUGAAUGUUUAGUUUGUGGAAGAAAAUUCAGACAGGCCCCACAUUUGAAAAGACACCACCUUACUCACUUUAAAGAGAGCUUAAAGUUUAGUUCCACUGAGGAACAAGCAGAGAAUGUAUUAGUUUUAUCAAAACUGGAUAAUGUCCUAUGAAACCAUAUUUUUAAAUUUUUUGGUUGCGUAAUUAUAAAAGACUUCCCUUAGGCCAAACAAUUAACCGAAGGGGAUCAUAUUUCCUGUUACAGAGAUGACGUGGUGAAAUUAAUUUACUGUCUUCAGAACUGUCUACUUGAUACAAUUUUUGAGAUACUACUGUUGAGCUGUUUUUUAAAAAUGCAGCAAGCCCACAAAUACACUCUUUGCAUUCGCUUUGGCUAAAUUAGUUUAUAAAUAUGCAUUUGUAUUGUAUCAAUAGUGUUGCAGCAAUCUGCAGAGUUCCACGAAUAAGAUAGUUUAAAAGUUUUACCUUUUCCCAUAUAGUAUUUUGUGUUCAGUGAUAACUAUCAGAAAAGUAAAGACAAAAAGGUAAUUUUGAGAAUAAGGAAAAAGUCCUUUUAGUUUCUUCUGGCUCCCCAUAUGUUGCAAGCAAAGGACACUUGCUGUAUUUAUCCUGUACUUUAAAAAAAAAAAGGUUAUUUUUAGAUAAAAGACACAAAAAAAGAAGAGAGCAGAAAAAGGGGAGAAAGUUUAAUGAGAAGAAUGUUGAUGUGACAUUAUAGAACAUUCUAUUUUCUAUAGGAUAGGGAAAAAUAACUUCUUUGUAAUGUGCUUGGAGAGCUAUACAUAAGGAAUUAGAUCAUUUCCCUUUUUAUAUAAAAUACAUGGAGACAAUGCUAGAAUAUUGGAUUUACAAUCAAUUAAUCCAUGUUACCACUUCAUUAACUCCACUUCCUUGUAAAUCCCUUGCCUUCUCUAGCAUUUUUGGCCAAUUCAUACUUCACUGAGCUAUUUUUGUGUAAGAAAAGAAGACAAGAAAUUAGCAUUAACAUUACAAAUGGGCUUACUAUCUGUUCAGUCUCCUUUCCUUCUAGCAUACAUCGUGAACCAGUAAAAGAAAUGUUCUCUAAGAUGUGAUAAUAACUCAGAUGAGCAGUUUUGUCAGGAAGUCGUGUUCUCAUUACAUUACAUACAAGAGACUGAAAAUUACUUUUAGCUGAAAUUAAGUAAUUCUGAUUUUGUAUUAAUAGAAUCUGUAGUUACACUUCCUGGUAAGUAGAGGGUUUUGCCCAUUGUGCCAAUGGGGCUGGCCAGAAGUGUAAGUGCAGUGCAGCUUCAUACAUUACGAACAAGAAUGAAGUUUGUUUCUUCUUUUUUUCCUCUGAAGAAACUACCUUUUAGGAUACUUCCUUUGUUAUGCAACUUUUGAAUAGUUGAAACCGGAAGUUCUUAAUCUUAUUUCUAAAUUAACAUAUCUGUAAGAUACAUGACAUUGUUUUCAGUAUUUAAAUAGAUCCAUAUUUAUUUAAGUAAAAUGAGGGUUGUUUUUUUUAUUUUUGAAGUGGCAUGAACUUUGUAGUACUUGGUGAAUAUGAAGUGAAGGGCAAAAUUAUUUUCAUACAUGUUAUUCUUUUCCAUUUUCAGCAAGAAUAAAACCAGCAAAAAUACUUGGAAACAAGUCUGUAGUUACUAUGCUUUUUGUAUGACAGACAAAUUCAGUACAUUAAUAAUGACUUUAGUUAUAUAUUGAGAUUUUUUUCUCCCUAUGUGGAUUGUUUCAUAUUGAAAGACAAAAUGCUGUAUAAAAUGUUUUGAAAGCAUAUUGUAGAGCUCUUUUAAAAUACCUGUAAUAAACUAUUUUAUUUAUAUUGUA